Molecule: messenger RNA, 7940 nt
Organism: Cherax quadricarinatus
Lineage: Eukaryota; Metazoa; Arthropoda; Malacostraca; Decapoda; Parastacidae
Source: RefSeq, a predicted model, not a curated record
CCUGAGGGCUAGAGCACCUGAGAGUCAGAAAACCUGAGGUCCAGAACACCUGAGGGCCAGAGCACCUGAGAGUCAGAAGACCUGAGGGCAAGAAGACCUGAGGGUCAGAAGACCUGAGGGCCAGAAAACCUGAGGGCCAGAAGACCUGAGGGCCAGAAGACCUGAGGGCCAGAAGACCUGAGAGUCAGAAGACCUGAGAAAUAACUACAAGCGAGUUACUGACCAGUGGAGGUGCCGGGGAUCGAACCCGGGGCCUCUUACAUGCAAAGCAAGCGCUCUACCACUGAGAGUCAGAAGACCUGAGGACCAGAAGACCUGAGAGCCAGAAGACCUGAGGGCCAGAAGACCUGAGGGCCAGAACACCUGAGGGAAGAAUACCUGAGGGCCAGAAUAUCUUCCAUAUUUGCCACUAAAGGGUUGCGACAGUGAUGGUGGGCCGCUACACGAGUCUCCCAGUCGAGGUAGCUUCUACUGUUCCUCGACGCUCCUUGUUCAGGGAUUCCUGGGUGCGACACUCGUCUCAGCCGUCAUUUCAGGGUGUUUCCUCUGCAAUGGAGACUCUGGAGCCCACAGCCCUUGGUCCUCCUAGUGAUCAGGGUGCCCAGGAGAUUCCUGAACCUUCAGGGUUGACCCAGAGACCUGAUACAUCCCUCCUGAAUAAUCAGAAUCCAUUGGGUUCUUCAGAGCUCAGAGUUUCCACACUGAGACCUGAUACAGGUAUUCGAUCUCCUAGUGAUCAAGGUUCCAUGGGUUUUUUGGGGCCAUUGGGGUCCACAUCGGGGCCAACCACAGGUCUCCGUCCAGCGAAUGACCAACGACCCCGGGACACGACCCGCCCCGCCUCCGUUAUACUCACCACCUACUGUCCCUCCGGCGGCGUCAUGCAGGAAUUCCAGGGUCUCACUGGUCGGGUGUCCAGGGCUAGAGCCUUCUUCGAAUCCACGACUUCGCAGCCUGAAGAGCCGGAGUCGCCCUUACAAUCCCCUCAGGAGGACAUAAGCGCUACUGCUGUAACCUACCGCUACAAGAACCCACACAGAGCCUCGCCAAGGCCCCGUGGGCAUCGCUACCGUAACACCAUCAGCACUUUUCCACGGUGGGCUCCGUCUGGGCAGCACCCAGCCAUCGACGACGCUGGCCACGCCCAACUCACCUCACCCGAUCUUGACGACCAAGGUAACAUCAGGAAACCUCAACGCACUAAAGAUGACACUGAUAUAGUCGAAAUAAAGCCUGUGAUGAUCCGCAGGCGUUUCGGAACAAUCACCGGGAUUAUCACCAGCCUCUCCACCCAUGACAAGGAACCUUAUCCCUCGAAGAAGAACGAAGAAAGCAGUAGCAGUGAAGGUACUAGUGGUGAGGGAGAUAUAGCGGUUAGUAGCAGUGCUGGUUUUGUGGACGAAGUGGUGGUCAGCAGCAUCAGCACGGAUAGUGGUGGUGAGGGAGCAGGUGUGGUCACCGCAGGUAGUAGUGGUGGUGAGGGAGCAGGUGUGGUCAGCACAGGUAGUAGUGGUGGUGAGGGAGCAGGUGUAGUGAGCACGGAUAAUAGUGGUGGUGAGGGAGCAGGUGUGGUCAACACAGGUAAUAGUGGUGGUGAGGGAGCAGGUGUGGGUGAGAGUGUGGGCGCGGGAGUCAGUAAGGGCUGGGACGCCGUGUGGUGCGCACCUUUCUACAGUCCACCUCCUUCGUGCCUGUGUGAGCACGCGACCCUCGUCUCUAAGGGCGUUGUUGCUAGUGAGAGCCAAGACAGUGCCGCAGGGGGCCAUGAUCAGGGCCCUAGGACCAUGGUAGUGCCAGAGGACGGGCAGGUGCAGGCAGCGCCACGCGUGGUAGCUGCCUGCAUCAAGUCCUAUCACGACAUCCCUGAGGAGUUGUUCAACAGUUUAGAGGAGAGUUCCGUGGACCCUAUCACUCCUGGACUCGCCUCCACGACGCCCACACACUCACCCGCCCACACCGCCCUCUCCCCGCCCACCAACACCCUCACGCCCGCCCCCUCACCGCCCUCUAUCACCAACACCCUGCCGCCCACGCCAGCUCCUCGCAGCGACUGGCGCGCCAUGAGAGAGGGCCGUCGGGCCCUCCUGAUGGGGGAAGUCAGCGACGCUGACACAGAAGGCAGCGAAGGUGAUCUCGGCGGCGUCGCGUCCACAAGCGACUACCACACCAGCGAUGGUCGUGGCUCCUCCCUCUCAGGGGCCAGUGACGACCACCACAGAAACAACGACCACCGCCACGACGACCACAAGAACCACAACCACGAUGUGCUGGAGAGGGAGUGUGAGUGUUGCAGUGACGCCGCCCGCCCCACCGUCCUCAUCAGAAACAAUUUCCGAGGCUUCUGCAGUGAAAUGCUGGGGUCGACGCGCCCUCACCUGCCCCCGGCUCGCCCACCCCCUCCUCGGGAGUGCAGUAGUCGUUCUCCUUCCCCGGAAAACCCAAGACGACCCACGCAGCUGGAGGAGGAGCUGCGCGCUGCUGGAGUCUACUCAGGAGGCCAGGAUCACCUCCCAGAGUUCCCAUCAGGACCUACGCUGCAACGCGAAGUCACACACCUCCCAGAAAUCCCCGCCUCAGCUAGAAACCACACUCAGACGAGGGCCUACACGCCCGUGAGGACCGCCCAUGCGUCCAGUAGGAGCGAGGCGGAGGCAGUAGCGGCGGCUCUGGAUGUUCUGGACUCGUCACUGGUAGGACUCAGCAGUUCCUCCAGUGAAAGUUCUCCAGCUCGCUCCCACGCCUCCAGUGUCGUGGAGCGACGCCUGUCUGGGCCAGACCCCACGCCUGCACACACGCCCACCUCUCUUCACACCCACGAGCACGCCCACGACGCGGCAGGGGCUCCUCAAGACUCCACUAUCAUCGGCAGAGGACACGACCAUUUUACCAAUUCUAAUCAUUACCGAGUCAGUCAGUGUCUCGCCCACGGUGCUGGAGUGGGCGGGCGGAGUCAGGAGAAUGGGCGGCCGCUGGAUAAGGAAGGUGGGCGGUCCCAGGAGGGGUGCCAGGAUCUGCAACCCAAGGACGCCGUCAUGGAGAGUCUUAAUCUCAUCGAGGAGGUGUACGUGGACGCACGCACCGUGCCCCACUCGUCCGUGUCCAUGCACGCCUACUACCCUGGCGUGCAGUACUCACCCACCACGCCCUCACCGACGACCCCAAUGAAACUGGGCAGGCACUCCUCUCUCAGCCCCACCCGCAGGGCCAUAGGGCCUCCUACAGUGCCAGGGGAUAGUGACAGUGGACACGAAAGUGGUGCCACUAGCCCCUGUGGCACUGGUGAAGAUACCCAGUCACCACCCCCCUCCCCCCACACCUCCCACAGUGCCACCAACACCCCCUCCUCCUUCAUCCACUCCCGCACCUCCAGUUUAAUUUCCUGUCGCGGGUCGGGGGUUUUGGAGGGAGAGGUGGGCGUGGCGGUGGUGGGAGAGCCAGCCACCCACAUGGGCAGCGGCGUGGGCGGCGUGUUGGAGCCCCGGCCGCCCACGCACUUCGUUGUAGUGGCUAUAGACUUCGGUACCACCUACAGCGGAUACGCUUUCAGUUUCACCCGCGACCCCGACAGUGUCCACAUGAUGAAGAAGUGGGAAGAGCCUCAACCGCGACACCCUGCUGGAGGCGGCCAAUGGGAAGAAGGUGCCAGCGCUGCAGAUCUUCAGCCACGCCCUUAGGUACUUUAGGGACCACGCCCUCAGGGAGCUGACGGACCAGGCUGGAGUGCCGGUGCUGGAGGAAGAUGUAAGAUGGGUCAUCACAGUGCCAGCUAUCUGGAGCCAUCCGGCCAAACAGUUUAUGAGGACUGCUGCCUAUCAGUUGCCUGCAGGGAUGGGUUCGUCCAGUAGACCAGAACAGCUACUGAUAGCUCUGGAACCCGAGGCUGCCGCUAUCUACUGCCGUCGUCUGCGUCGCCACCAGCUCCUCCCUGAGAGGCCGCAGGAGUUAAGGACACCCAGGUACUCCCUCGGUAGGGACUCCGUCUGCAGCGACACCGAGACCAGCCCGAUACCGGCCAUACCAGAACUAGACAGAGAUACGGUGUACGGUGUGGUUGACUGUGGUGGUGGUACUGUGGACAUCACCGUGCACCAGAUGACCGAUCGCACGACAGGUCACCUUAAGGAGCUUCAUAAGGCUACUGGAGGUCCUCAUGGCUCCAUAGGUGUUGAUGCAGAGUUCGAAAGGUUCCUGGAGACCAUCUUCGGCACAGACUUCUUGGCUACGUUUCGCCAGCAGCGACCAGCGGCCUACGUCGAUCUCAUGAUCGCCUUCGAGUCCCGUAAGAGGAACGCCUCGCCUUACAGGAGCACCCCAUUAAAUAUCGCUCUUCCGUUUUCUUUCAUCGACUUGUACCGCAAAUAUAAGGGCAAAGAUGUGGAGUGGGCCAUUAAGAAGCAGCAGCAUCUUGGAGUGAGAUGGUCAUCUCAAGGGAUGCUGAGGGUGGAACAGGAGACUAUGAGGCAGCUCUUCCUUCCAACACUUUCCAGCAUCACCCAGGCUAUCGAGUCAGUGUUGUCGGCGCCGGAGGUGGGUCAGCUGCAGUACAUGUUCCUAGUGGGAGGCUUUGCAGAGUCUGAGCUUCUGCAGAAGCACAUCAGAGACGCUUUCGGCCACCGAGUCAAUGUCAUCAUUCCUCAGGGCAUGGGUCUGGCUAUCCUGCGGGGAGCUGUGCAGUUCGGUCUGGAUCCCGGGGUAGUAACGGUCAGACGGUCUCGUCUAACCUACGGCGUCGGGGUGCUCAACCGCUACCAGAAGGGAGUCCACCCGGCGGAGAAGCGGGUGGUAGCGGCUGGAGCGGAGUGGUGCGCCGAUGUCCUGGACCGAUUCGUGGUUGUGGAUGAAAGUGUAGCUGUCGGAGACGUAGUGGUGCGAUCCUACACACCAGCCACUCCUGCACAGUCUACAGUGAUUUUGCACCUGUAUGCCACGCAGAGGCACGAUGCUAAGUUUGUGACUGAGGACGGAGUGGAGAGAGUAGGCACCUUGCACCUGGACCUGGGCUCUGCCCCGCGGCGUCACCACCACGCUCCUGAAGGAGGAGGAAGAGGCAGUCCCCGUCGGGAGAUCACCGUUAACAUGAAGUUCGGAGACACGGAAGUCAAGGCGUCAGCGGUGGACCACCUCACUGGGCAGUGUGUUAAAGCGAAUAUAGAUUUCCUCACUUUAUAAGGGCUUCGACUGAGAGUAAACACACGCAGAGAUCAAACACACAAAGAGCAAACACCCCCAGAGAGCAGACUCACUAUUAGAGAGCAGAUUCGCUAUUAGAGAGCAGACUCACUACUAGAGAGCAGACUCACUAUUAGACAGCAGACUCACUAUUAGACAGCAGACUCACUAUUAGACAGCAGACUCACUAUUAGACAGCAGACUCACUAUUAGAGAGCAGACUCACUAUUAGAGAGCAGACUCACUAUUGGAGAGCAGACUCACUAUUAGAGAGCAGACUCUAUUAGAGAGCAGACUCACUAUUAGAGAGCAGACUCACUAUUAGAGAGCAGUCACUAUUAGAGAGCAGACUCACUAUUAGAGAGCAGACUCACUAUUAGAGAGCAGACUCACUAUUAGAGAGCAGACUCACUAUUAGAGAGCAGACUCACUAUUAGACAGCAGACUCACUAUUAGAGAGCAGAUUCGCUAUUAUAGAGCAGACUCACUAUUAGAGAGCAGAGUCACUAUUAGAGAGCAGACUCACUAUUAGAGAGCAGACUCAUUAUUAGAGAGCAGACUCACUAUUAGAGAGCAGACUCACUAUUAGAGAGCAGACUCACUAUUAGAGAGCAGACUCACUAUUAGAGAGCAGACUCACUAUUAGAGAGCAGACUCACUAUUAGAGAGCAGACUCACUAUUAGAGAGCAGACUCACUAUUAGAGAGCAGAUUCACUAUUAGAGAGCAGACUCACUAUUAGAGAGCAGACUCACUAUUAGAGAGCAGACUCACUAUUAGAGAGCAGACUCACUAUUAGAGAGCAGACUCACUAUUAGAGAGCAGACUUACUAUUAGAGAGCAGACUUACUAUUAGAGAGCAGACUCACUAUUAGAGAGCAGACUCACUAUUAGAGAGCAGACUCACUAUUAGAGAGCAGACUCACUAUUAGAGAGCAGACUCACUAUUAGAGAGCAGAUACAUCGAAGGUAUAUAAAACUAUAUUUCUGUUUCAUCAAUAUAAGAGUAAAAACCGGGUAAAACCUGAAAUAAACCAAAACAUUGUUUCGGGUUUACUGUGCACUCUGGCAGGUCCGGGACCAGUGGUGGUCCCGGACCUGCCUGGUGCUCCCUGGUGGUGCUCUCUGCAUGCCCUCUGAUACACGCACCACAGCCUGACUGAUCAGGGGAAGGAAAACAGAUCAGUUUAGACCAGUGAUCAGUGUUUUAAUCCCUACACACUGUGUUCCACUGAUCGAGCGUCACGUCGACUGGGAAACUCUGAGUCCACAUCUUAAAGACAGGAGAGGCAUUGUAUUUUAAGGUCUGCAGAAUUUGGUUAAGCACCUAAAGUCGGUUCCUGACCAGCCGGGCUGUGACUCGUACGUUGGUUUGCGUGCAGCCAGCAGGAACAACCUGGUUGAUCAGGCUCUGAUCCACCAGGAGGCCUGGUCACAGACCGGGCUGCGGGGGCGUUGACCCCCGGAACUCUCUCCAGGUAAACUCCAGGUAUUUGUGGUUGCAGGAGUCGAUUCAUAGCUCCUGGCCCCGCGUAAUGGUCCAUGUACUUCUGUCAUUGCCAGUCAUAAUGCUUCACGUGUUGCCUAGAGACCAAAUGUUUUCUUAGGCCAGCCUAUGUAGGCCUACCUGCCUCAGGAGGGGCACCCAGGGGUAGAGGAACCCUCGGCACUGCUCACAGGUAUAUCACAGGUAAAAGACAGAACUGAACUAGGAGUCUUCCACAUGAUUUCCAAAUAACUCUUGCAAAUAAGACCCUUGACGGUUUAGCGCUUUCUUUGAUUAUAAUAAUAAUAAUAAUUUGUAUAUAUUUGUGUAUUAAAUUUAUACACAAAGUCAUUGUAAAUAUUGAUGGAAUAGUCAUUAUAUCGGGCUCUUUAUGGGUGCUGGUGGUGGUUAAGGGCUCUUGAUAUGAGGAACUGAAGAUACCCCCUCCUCUUCCUCGGAUUAAAUCUGGUUGUCUCCCGUUGGCACGGUGCUGUAUGGCCCAUACGGGCGUAGCGUUUCCCGCGAAAACAAGUUAAUUAUAUUGUUAUUUCUGUUCGAUAAUUGAGGUUGAUAAUAAUGAGAGGUAAUUAAGCUGAUCCGAGGGAGUGAAGGUCACCUCCCCUUCCCUGGAUCAAGAGCCCUCCACCAGCUCAAUUCACCUCUUUUGCACGUAAGCAGAAAGCAGUGAAUUGGUCAGGUGAGGAGAAUCAGGUACGUGAAGACAGGUGCUGCGGCAGGUGUGGUCACCUGGUGCUCGAUAAACAAGGGCAGAUGAUGCGAGGUUUCGCUUCGUGCUUCCUGUGGGCGAAACCUCGUUAUGGUGAAAAGUUUUCUUUUGCUGUGCAUUCGUUGACCUGCAGCAAUACUCCGUUUCUUCACCUAGAGUUUGCAGGUGGUGAGUCAUAGCUCCUGGCCCUGCCUCUUGCAGGGGUAUUUGUUGUGACAGGUAUUGUGGCAGAUGUUGUGACAAAUGUUAUAUCAGGUGUUGUGACAGGUGUUAUGACAGAUGUUGUGACAGAUGUUGUGACAAGUUUUAUGACAGGUGUUAAAACAGGUGUUGUGGCAGGUGUUAGGACAGGUAUUGUGACAGGUAUAAAGACAGGUGUUAGGACAGACAUAAGGACAGUUACACAAGAAUAAGUAACGUCUGUCACAUAACAUCCCAGCAAUUACAAGUUGAUGCCAAAGGACUGUAUAUAUAUUAUUAAUCACGUUUGUUAUAUAUAGACUCUAAACAAAGACCAAUUAUUGUAUGUGAGAAUAUUACAAUACAUCGAAAUUAUAAA